GGCUGUGGGUGAUGGCCAACCAGAUGAUGUACAUGCUGAAGAGCCAGUUGGAUAACAGUCAAAUUCACCAACUGUAAUAACAAGAAAGUUUUUAAUUGAAAGAGCUUAAAGUUAAAAGGAUGUGUGACAAAAAAAGCAUAUUUUUCACUCUCAUCACUGCAUAAAAUAAUAAACAACGCAUUCAAAUGUGUAUGAAUGGAAACGAAUCGUGUCCAUAUUAAAUUCUUGACUAAAUAUAUCCUCGUACGCUGCGACCACAUGAUAAUGACGCUGGAACUUAAAUGUAUCAUUGUCCUAUUAUGCCUUCAUAAAACUUUUUCUACAUACUUUCUUGGGGGUACAAUCAGCUGGUACGUAUCAUUUGUUCUCAUACGAGAAACGGUAUGAUCUGCACAAAUAUGUCGCGACGCUUCCACAGAUCGAGCUGUCUCUUUUAUCAACUUCUCACUAUAAACAAAUAUCGUCUCUCAACAAUAUUAUCACGUAACUCACUCGCACAGUGUCUCUUUCUUAUCACUCUCAUCGACAGAUGUUAUGGAAACUACAGGAGUAUAUAAAAUAUAAUUUCUGUUCGUGGAAGAAUCGUGUCCCGAUCAAAUCAUACCUGAAGUUACGACAUCAGGGUUGGAAUUGAUUGGUAGCUUUGACAAAACGUAAUAUAGCAGAAUACACUUACAUUUACUCUAAUACAACAACGUCCUUUUUUAAAGCCAAAGAAGAUGGAAGUCGGCUUACCCUAUUUAGACCAGACCUUGCAGCAGGUAUUUUAACUCCCAGAUUAAUCUCAUCAUCAUAGUGUUAGUUAGUUGCAAGCAUGGGUGAGUCUGAGGGGUACCGAGUCCGAUAAUCUUUUAGAUUCUUUUUUUAUGAGUGUGGUUUAUUGCUCUUUUUUAAUUUACUGAGCCCUGGAUAGAUAUUUGAUUUUUCGAAAAUAAGGUUACUUUGUAUGUCCGUCUCCCGAACAAAAAUUUCAAUUUCUUGUGAAACAGAGGGUGUUAUUAUUUCGCCUGUCAUUUUUCUCUGUUCAUUUGUGUUAAAAGUUGAAUAGAUCGGACGCGAAAUACAAAAGCUCAAGUUCCACUCCGAGUCCUUCAAAAAAAUCUCCAGUCCGAGUGCGCCAAAAAAUCUUCCAGUCGGGACUCAGACUUGUCCAUGCCUGGUUAGUUGUCUUUUUGUGGUAGGCAAAGACAUUCCCGCUAUGAUUUUCAAAGAAAAUGAUACUCUAUCCUGCUGCCUGUAGAAGUGUGAAUUGAAACAUGUAGGACUGUUUCAGGAGACCAUUCGACAAUACUGUUACAACUGGUUCCGUUCAAGUUAUUGUUUAUCAGCGCUUGUCAUGGACGCAAUCAUCAGUUUUUUGUGAUCAAACGACAAUUAAUUUGAAAACAUUACUUGUUGAAGGUGGUGAAUUUGACUGUUAUCCAACUGGCUCUUCAGCAUGUACAUCAUCUGGUUGGCCAUCACCCACAGCCGGUAUAUAUUGCACAGAUUUUAGUGUCAAUGAUGACCUAACUUUGGGCGAAAAUUUCUACACAGUUUCCUUGCUAGUCAAUACAUCUAUUACAGUUGGUCUUACAAAUAGUGAAUGGUCAAGUCAACUGGAAGUGGGAGCUAAUAGCACAUGGUCGAUUACAAGUACAAUUGAUUUGCUUUCGAGACCAGACGGAUUGAUCAACACGUCCCCCAUGGUAGCUACUCUACCUAUUUUAUACAAACCUGUUAAUAUUCAACAGGUACAUGUAGUUACUAUGUCUGAUACAGAUACAACAGACGUGCUGAAAUGUCGCUGGGCUACCAAUGCGAGUAGUGUUGAUGAAUGCGGCGGUGUGUGUGGGUCUUUCCCCAGUGCUACUCUCUAUCCAGACAAUUGCACUCUAGUAUUUACGUUAACCGAACCAGGGUUGUACUCUGCUGUGGCUCUGCAAAUCGAGGAUUAUUAUUCAAGUUCAUCAACGACACCUAUGAGUUCGGUACCUGUUCAGUUUCUGUUUUACGCUUAUAAUGAAUCAACCGUGUGCACUGUAAAACCACAGAUUAUUGGUCAACGAUUCAAUGGAGACUGUGUUGCUGUUAUAGUUGGUGUUGUCUUUAAUGAAACAGUGAUUGCUGAAGCUUAUUGUUCUGGAACAACCAUCACCUCUUUCAGCACUAGUACUCCUGAAGGCAUGACCAAGAGUAAUAUUGUCCAAAUCAACUCGACAUUCUUUACCAUUGUACUUAGCUGGACACCACAAGCUGAUCAACUCGGAUCUCAUAUUUUCUGUGCAGGUGCUAUUGAUUCACUCAACGUUCAAAGUGAUCAAUGGUGUAUUACUUACGUGGAGUCGCAAGCGCAACAGGAUACUGUGGUUACUUAUCUAGAUUCAGCUUAUGCAUGUGAAGCUGAAUCUAGGUCAAGUACAACAACGACAACGACGACAGCUGGUACAGUCCCAACCGUUACUAAGCGAGCAAAUUUUACCGUGAUUAUUAACACAUUAGUAAGUAGUAAUCUAUUUAUAUGGAAUUGCAGUGUCGAGAAAAGAUUUUUUUCAUAG
Messenger RNA from Didymodactylos carnosus, 2537 nucleotides. Lineage: Eukaryota; Metazoa; Rotifera; Eurotatoria; Philodinida; Philodinidae. The record is from the annotation of a GenBank genome assembly.